AUGCUUCUGAGACUACGUGGGCCGGACGGCAUGGCCCGUCUGUCCCUAGACCAACAGACUACGUUUGGAGAACUCGGCCGUCAGCUACUCCCGACUCUCCCCGACACCGUCGACCCCGACACCAUUACGUUAUCCAACUCGCCAACCGGAGGGGACUCAAAACGCCUUCGAGAUAUUGCAUCUUUCAAGCUAGGCCAGAUCGGUUUGAAACAUGGCGACCUCGUCUUUGUCAACUACAAACACCGAGAUAGCUCCUCGAAGGCAGCAGCUACUAACGGCGACACCCCUGUGCUCGCCUCGGCAAACCGUCUCAACGGCAAGCCCAUCCUCCCCAACGAAGAUCUCCCCAUCGCUACCGACCCUUCCACAUCGCCGACCGUCGAGAGGAUUUCGAAACCUUGGGAGGUGGUCAAACAGUCGCUUCUGGACGACCGUCUCGAUAAGAAAGACGGCAAGAUCCCGCGAGGGCGUGACAAGAUGUGCAAACACGGCCCCAAGGGUAUGUGUGAUUACUGCAUGCCCUUGGAUCCCUUCAAUCCCAAGUACCUCGACGAGAAGAAGAUCAAGUACCUCUCCUUUCACUCUUACCUUCGGAAGAUCAACUCGGUCACCAACAAGCCCGAACUCGGGAGCUCUUUCAUCCCUCCCCUAGCCGAGCCCUAUUUCCGCGUGAGGCGAGACUGCCCGUCUGGCCAUCCCCAAUGGCCUGAAGGCAUCUGCACCAAGUGUCAGCCGAGUGCCAUCACGCUGCAGCCCCAGCCUUUCCGAAUGGUCGACCACGUCGAGUUCUCCUCGCCUGCCAUCAUCGACACCUUUAUCGACUCGUGGCGGAAAUCGGGCGCACAGCGCCUGGGGUACAUGUACGGCCGGUAUGCCGAGUACGAGGUGGUACCCCUCGGCGUCAAGGCCGUAGUCGAGGCGAUCUACGAAGUGCCCCAAGUCGACGAGGUCGACGGUGUUUCAUUGAAUUCUUGGGACAACCAGAAGGACAUCGACGCCGUCGCCAGGCUCUGCGGGCUGGAGCAGGUUGGCGUCAUCUGGACAGACCUCCUCGACGCUGGAAACGGUGACGGUUCGGUCGUCUGCAAGCGUCACGCCGACUCGUACUUCCUGGCCGCGCAGGAAAUCUGCUUCUCGGCACGCCAACAGGCCCAGCAUCCCAAGCCUACCAAGUGGAGCGACACGGGGAGGUUCGGCUCCAACUUUGUCACCUGCAUCGUUUCCGGGAACGAGUCGGGCGAGAUUGCCAUAUCCGCCUACCAGGCGUCGAACGACGCCGUCGAGAUGGUCCGCGCCGAUCUCGUCGAGCCCUCGGCAGACCCUAAUCUCAUGCUCGUCCGCGAGGAGGAAGAGGACGACGGUUCCGAGAGCCGCACCAGAUAUAUCCCCGAAGUCUUCUACAGGAGAAUAAACGAAUACGGCGCCAACGUGCAGGAGAACGCGAAGCCCGCUUUCCCGGCGGAGUAUCUCUUCGUCACCUUGACGCACGGCUUCCCCGACAACCCGACCCCUAUCUUUAAACAGGUCAACUUCCCCAUCGAGAACCGCGAGUCCAUCGGUGAGAGUCAAGAGCACUCGGCCGCAGCGAAGGCGCUCAAGGUUUCUGGAGGUUCAGGUCCUUCCCAGGACGGCCUAGAAGUAUCCAACUUUCACCUGCUGUGCUUCAUUCACGGCAUGGGUGUUCUAUCCAAGGACGAAGAAGCACUCUUAUGCCGAGUCGCGACCCAGCACGACCUGGCCGAUUCGUUCCAACUCCGUUCCACCGACGGAUGGCAGACCCUCCAGGCCAUCCUGCAAUCGACUGGUGAGACACCCCCCAAGAAGAGGAGCCAUAAGAAACGCCUCCGGGAGUCCGAGGGCGAUGCUUGCACUUCCACUUCCUCGUCUGCCAAUUCAAGCCCAUUCCCCGCUGUCCUUUCUUCCGAGGCCGCUAAUGGUGUCGGCCAUUUCCCGGGCCGUCGCGGCGAGUCGGGUGAACCGCUUGCUAAACGAUUUGCUGCCUGCAGGCUGAACUCUGCAUCGUCACGUUCAUCUUCUUCGUCUUAAGACGUUGCUCUGUUCCUCCUCCGGUCUUAUUUUUUUAUCACUUCUUCGUCUUCUUUGGGACUC
Sodiomyces alkalinus F11 is the source of this 2109-nucleotide messenger RNA. RefSeq names its product NPL4 family protein. The record is from RefSeq and is a predicted model, not a curated record. The transcript is spliced from 4 exons. Gene Ontology annotation, biological process: ubiquitin-dependent protein catabolic process. The coding region runs from base 1 to 2046 and encodes 681 amino acids. Gene Ontology annotation, cellular component: nucleus. Lineage: Eukaryota; Fungi; Ascomycota; Sordariomycetes; Glomerellales; Plectosphaerellaceae. Gene Ontology annotation, molecular function: ubiquitin protein ligase binding; ubiquitin binding.